UCCCUGGUCCAGUCCAGGAAAGCAGGAAUCACGUCCGCGCUGGCCUCCAGCACAUUGAACAACGAGGAGCUGAAAAACCAUGUUUACAAGAAGACCCUGCAAGCCUUAGUGUACCCCAUCUCCUGCACAACGCCCCAUAACUUCGAGGUGUGGACGGCCACCACCCCCACCUACUGCUACGAGUGCGAGGGGCUGCUCUGGGGCAUCGCCCGGCAGGGCAUGCGCUGUGCCGAGUGCGGCGUCAAGUGUCACGAGAAGUGCCAGGACCUGCUCAACGCUGACUGCCUGCAGAGGGCAGCAGAGAAAAGCUCCAAGCAUGGAGCAGAGGACCGGACCCAGAAUAUCAUCAUGGUGCUCAAGGACCGCAUGAAGAUCCGGGAGCGCAAUAAGCCGGAGAUAUUUGAGCUGAUCCAGGAGGUGUUUGGGGUCACCAAGACCACGCACACACAGCAGAUGAAGGCAGUGAAGCAGAGUGUCCUGGACGGCACCUCCAAAUGGUCAGCCAAGAUCAGCAUCACAGUCGUUUGUGCCCAGGGCCUGCAAGCAAAGGAUAAGACAGGUUCCAGUGACCCGUAUGUCACUGUCCAGGUUGGAAAGACAAAAAAAAGGACUAAAACUAUCUACGGCAAUCUCAACCCGGUCUGGGAGGAGAAUUUCCAUUUCGAGUGUCAUAACUCCUCCGACCGCAUCAAGGUCCGCGUCUGGGAUGAAGAUGAUGACAUCAAGUCCCGUGUCAAGCAGCGCUUCAAGAGGGAGUCUGAUGACUUUCUAGGCCAGACGAUCAUCGAGGUCCGGACGCUGAGUGGGGAGAUGGACGUCUGGUACAACCUUGACAAGCGAACAGACAAGUCGGCUGUGUCAGGAGCCAUCCGGCUCCACAUCAGCGUGGAGAUCAAAGGCGAGGAGAAGGUGGCUCCCUACCACGUCCAGUACACCUGCCUGCACGAGAACCUGUUCCACUUUGUGACGGAUUUGCAAAACAACGGGGUGGUGAAGAUCCCCGAUGCCAAGGGGGACGAUGCCUGGAAGGUGUACUUUGACGAGACGGCGCAGGAGAUUGUGGACGAGUUUGCCAUGCGCUACGGGGUGGAGUCCAUCUAUCAAGCCAUGACGCAUUUCGCCUGCCUUUCCUCCAAGUACAUGUGUCCGGGGGUGCCAGCGGUGAUGAGUACCUUGCUAGCCAACAUCAACGCCUACUAUGCCCACACCACGGCUUCCACCAACGUCUCAGCCUCUGAUCGCUUUGCCGCUUCCAAUUUCGGGAAGGAGCGGUUCGUCAAACUCCUCGACCAGCUGCACAACUCGCUGCGGAUCGACCUCUCCAUGUACCGGAACAAUUUCCCUGCCAGCAGUCCCGAACGGCUGCAGGAUCUCAAGUCCACGGUGGAUUUGCUGACUAGCAUCACCUUCUUUCGGAUGAAGGUCCAGGAGCUGCAGAGCCCCCCGCGAGCCAGCCAGGUGGUGAAGGACUGCGUGAAAGCCUGCCUCAACUCCACCUACGAGUACAUCUUCAACAACUGUCACGAGCUGUAUAGUCGCGAGUACCAGACAGACCCGACUAAGAAAGGCGAGGUGCCUCCUGAGGAGCAGGGCCCCAGCAUCAAAAACCUGGACUUCUGGUCCAAGCUCAUCACCCUGAUAGUCUCCAUUAUUGAGGAGGACAAGAACUCCUACACGCCCUGCCUGAACCAGUUCCCCCAGGAACUGAAUGUGGGGAAGAUCAGUGCCGAGGUGAUGUGGAACCUCUUUGCUCAGGACAUGAAGUACGCGAUGGAGGAGCACGACAAGCACCGCCUGUGCAAGAGCGCGGACUACAUGAACCUGCACUUCAAGGUGAAGUGGUUGUACAAUGAGUACGUCACCGAGCUGCCCUCUUUCAAGAGCCGCGUGCCCGAGUACCCCACCUGGUUCGAGCCCUUCGUUAUCCAGUGGCUGGAUGAGAAUGAAGAGGUGUCGAGGGAUUUCCUGCAUGGAGCCCUGGAGCGUGACAAGAAGGAUGGGUUCCAGCAGACGUCGGAGCACGCGCUCUUCUCUUGCUCCGUCGUGGAUGUCUUCUCCCAGCUCAACCAGAGCUUUGAGAUCAUCAAGAAGCUCGAGUGCCCUGACCCCCAGAUUGUUGGGCACUACAUGCGAAGGUUUGCCAAGACCAUCAGCAAUGUGCUACUCCAGUAUGCCGAGAUCAUCUCCAAGGAUUUUGCCUCGUACUGCUCCAAGGAGAAGGAGAAAGUGCCCUGCAUCCUGAUGAACAACAUCCAGCAGCUCCGCGUCCAGCUUGAGAAGAUGUUUGAAGCCAUGGGUGGGAAGGAGCUGGACACAGAAGCCAGCGAUAUCCUCAAGGAACUGCAGGUGAAACUCAACAAUGUCCUGGACGAGCUGAGCCGAGUCUUUGCUACCAGCUUCCAGCCACACAUCGAGGAAUGCGUGAAGCAGAUGGGUGACAUCCUGGGCCAGGUGAAGGGCACUGGCAACGUCCCCGCCAGCGCCUGCAGCAGCGUUGCGCAGGAUGCUGACAAUGUCCUGCAGCCCAUCAUGGACCUCCUGGACAGCAACCUGACGCUCUUUGCCAAGAUCUGUGAGAAGACGGUGCUGAAGCGGGUGCUGAAGGAGCUCUGGAAGCUCGUGAUGAACACGAUGGAGAAGACCAUUGUCCUGCCCCCGCUCACUGACCAGACG
This is a messenger RNA of Pterocles gutturalis (yellow-throated sandgrouse), 2673 nucleotides long. RefSeq names its product unc-13 homolog A (C. elegans) (gene UNC13A). Lineage: Eukaryota; Metazoa; Chordata; Aves; Pterocliformes; Pteroclidae. The record is from RefSeq and is a predicted model, not a curated record. Gene Ontology annotation, molecular function: diacylglycerol binding; phospholipid binding; calcium ion binding. Gene Ontology annotation, biological process: neuromuscular junction development; dense core granule priming; presynaptic dense core vesicle exocytosis. The transcript has 21 exons. Gene Ontology annotation, cellular component: presynaptic membrane; presynaptic active zone cytoplasmic component; plasma membrane. The annotation marks the transcript as partial.